This is a messenger RNA of Aaosphaeria arxii CBS 175.79, 474 nucleotides long. RefSeq lists its product as uncharacterized. The transcript is spliced from 4 exons. The coding region runs from base 1 to 474 and encodes 157 amino acids. NCBI's taxonomy places the organism in Eukaryota, Fungi, Ascomycota, Dothideomycetes, Pleosporales. The record is from RefSeq and is a predicted model, not a curated record.
AUGAAGGCUACCAUUGCUUUCUCUGCUCUCGCCUCAAGCGUCCUCGCUGCCCCUUUCCAGCUGGUGGUCAGCAAGGCCGCCAACAGCGUUGACGAGCUGAAAGACAAAACCAUCGCCUUUCAACACAGCGUUCUGUUGGUCGCCGAUAACGUUCGCUACGGCGUCCGACGGCAAAGACACACUGUCCAUCCAGAACGGAACUCGAGCGACGGCCUAACGACUGGUUUCACGACAGCUCGUGACAACACGAUCAAGUUCGGCGUUGAAAAGACAUACGCUCAGGGAACCUUCGAGGGGGCGACCCUAUCAUCGCCUGGGGGCCUUUUGUUGAGCGUUCUGGCGCUACUCUUACAUUGGACUGUUCUAGGAGUUACCCUCGCUUGUCAAAUGACAAUAUCGACUGGACAAGAGAUACCUGCAGAGGGCGGUGGGCAGCAAAACAAGAGUGGGGGCAUCAGUCUCUCGCGGAAGUGA